AUGGCCGAUACUGAAGAAGAUGCUCUCCAACUAUACGAAAUAGUAACUGGCGAUUACUCUCUCGAGCUUAAAGAAUCUCAGCUACUAAAAUUCAAAACUCAUGUCAAAAAGGAAUUGGUCAAUCUCAACAAUGUUCCUCUCUACUUUAAAACCUUGGUUUAUGCCUUCAACAAAAUAUCAAACAGCUCCAUAAUCUCAAUCUCACUAACCACAAUAACCCAUCUAAUAAAACGAGUCUCAAUGCAAGACUCCACUGGCAAUUCCCUAAGACUAUCAAUAGAAUCUGGCGUCUUGAACAUCUUCAUUAACAAUCUAAACGACUACAGACUAUCCUACAGAAACCUAUCCAAAAAAUGCCUCUUCAAUUACUGGCUAUCAAACAACGUCGACGUCGAAAUCUACCUCAAAAAUUACUUAUUCAACAACUACUCCCUCUCUUACUCCCCAAUCAUCCUAGAACUACUAAUCAUCAUCCUAGAAUUCUACCAAAACAACAACAACUUGAACUUGCAAAUUUUCAUCAACCCAAUUCUAAAAAUAUACCAAAACAUCUCUCUCAACUACAACUCCAUCUCAAAUCUAAAUCUAAAUCUAAUAGCAAACACAAACUCAAACCUAUUAUCAAAAUCUUCUCAGAACAUCGAACUAAUAGACAAAAUCAAACUAAACUGUAUCUCUCUAAUCCACCACUACAUCUCUCAAUCACAACAAAACAAAUUCAAAUUCUUCCAAAUUUGCGACACUUUAAAAGUCCCAAAAAAAAUUAUUGCCGAACUUAUCCACGACAUUGAUAACCAAUCAAACAACAUCCUAAAAUCUGACCCCAACACAAAAAUCUACCUCCCAAUAUCUUCAACCAAAUCCUCCCCAAUCUUAUCCAAUUUCAAUCACAACCAAUCCCAAUCCCAAUCCCAAUCCCAAUCCCAAUCUCAUAGAAAAAGUGGCUCCCUCUCGCCUUAUUCAAAUUAUACAAAAAGACCCAUCUCAAGACAACUUUUCUCAGCAACAAAUACAUCUCAAAUCAAAAGACCCUUAUCAAGAAAUAUCUCAACUCCUUCCUCUCCAAUCUCUUUAAAUUCAAAGCCCACCACUUCACAAUCUACAAUUUUAAAUCAAAACCAAAACCAAAUCAAAUCAACAUCAAAUGCAUCCUCUUCAAGCUCAAUUGCAACACUAACUCAAAAUUCCUCCCUCAAAACAAAUACUACAGUCACAACCACUUCUAAUACCAUCAAAAGAUCCCAAUCAAAAAAACAAAUCUACACUACCCAAUCGACUUCCCAAUCGACUUCCCAAUCUUAUUAUCCUAACAACUUCCAAAAACCAGACUUUCUUCUUAAAAAUCAAAAAUUGGACCUCUUCUUAAAUGCCUUGAAUGAUUUUCCCCUAGAAAAUUUUGAUUCUCUAGACCUCUACUCCUCAGAAUCUCUUUCCCUAACUUUAAAUAAAAUGGAAUACGAUUUUAAAGACAAGGAAACUGAAUUCAACUGGAAUGGCAGAGAAAGAAAUAUCAUCACCUUAAGAUCCCUCAUAAGAGGCAACUUGAUCGAUGAUAAUCAAUUCUUGGGCAUCUUUUUCUACGAACUAAAAAGAUUCCUACUAGAUGGAAUCGCUAAGUCUUGUUCCUCUCUAAGAACAACUCUAUCCAAUCAUGCCUGCAAAUUCAUUAAAGAAUUCUUUAUUCUCUAUAAUGACUUGAUCGACUCUUCCACCGUCGAAUUCAUAUUCAACAUUCUAAUCAAAUUAACUAUAUCAACUAAAAAACUAACCUCAAUGAACGCAUUUAUCGCCAUUUGCUCAAUUCUAACCUUCUCAACCUGCAACCAAAGAAUCAUGGCUUCCUUAUUCACCUAUUCAAAUGAUAAAAACUCUUCUCCAAGAUUAUACUCCGCCACUUAUUUUAAAAUCUUGCUCUUAAAAGACCAUGAAAAGUACUUUGAUUCGAGCAAUAUCACAAAAUUAUCAACCAUUAUCCAAAAAAAUCUUGGUGAUUCAAAUCCCAGCGUUAGAGAAGGCUAUAGAGAUGUAUUUUGGGUUUUUUAUGAAAAAUUUCCUAAUAAAGGUUUGUUCCUAUUCAACAAAAUAACUCCAACAAUUAAAAAAACCUUAGAAAAAGUCAAACCUGAUCACAUCCCUAUUUCAAACUUAAACUCGCGUUUAUCAAGUAGCUUCUCAAGUCGUCGUAAUACAAGCAGUAGCAUGGAUCAUCGUGAUAUAUCAACAUCAAGAGCAACCAAUAAAAAUACAAAUGUACGAGAUUUUAUUAAAGCCAAUAGAGAAAAACUUAAAAUUCAAAAAAAGGAUUUGGCUUUUGAAAAACAAAGAAGUCAAUCCCAACUUUCAAACACCAACACAAGUCGUGCCCAAUCUGCUAGAAAUACUAAUGGUUUUCAUAGAUCAAUCUCUUCAUUAGCUCAAUUUCAUACACAACCAACAUCUAGUUUGACUAAACCCACAAGAGUUCUAAACAGCUCCAGCACAAAAACCCUAAGUUCCUCAAGAACCAAAAGCAAUACCUAUGGAUUUAACUCAUCCGCAACUAACAAUGUUUCAAGAGAACCCUUUCGUUCAAAAUCUUCUAUUAGUUCAAGAAGGUAUAUGAAUUAUACUGAAAGCUCUCUUGGUGGCUCAAACAGAGGCAGCAUAUCUACUUCUAGAUCCUUUAAUGCUAACUUAUCAAGUGCAAAGUCUUUUGUUUCAUCCAAGAGGAAAUCAGAUAUUGGUAUUAUAAGCUCUACUAUCAGUUCCACUUCAAUCAAACCUACUUUCAAAUUUUCUUCAACCUCAUUCUCAAAUAUAAGAGCGCAGUUUGAUAAUAAUGAAAAUCAUGUUGAUAACAACAAUCGAGGUCUAGCCAGCAGUCACAGCAUGGGUUUUAACAUUAACGGUGAUAAUAUUAGUUUGAAAAGUCAAAAAAGCUCUCCUUCUUUACGUUUAUCGGGAAGUUUCACUCCUUUAAAUAAAGUUGAAGAGAUAAAUAUUGCUGGGGUCUACAGAUCGCUGUCCAUCACUCCAAUAAAAGAGUAUGACACCAACGGUGCUCUUAAUUAUAAUUCAGAAUUAUUUACUAAUCUCCAAGAGAAAUUUUCUACCAAAGAUAAAAAAUUAGACAUACAAAACUCAGUAUCUGGAAAAGAUGUUGAUAGCGAUGUUGUUAUGAUUGAUCGAUCAAUUUCAAACAAUGAAAUCUCUAAAACCUCGGAUUUUGACUCAAAAAGUAUUUCCAAAGCCAAAUCUCCUUUACUGGGAUCUUUGAGAAAGCUAUCUAGUGCUAGUACAAUAAAAGAUUCUUCUCAUACACCUGCCUCAACACUUAACUCAAUUGAUAGGCCAACCAAUUCUAUUAUUUCAAUACCUGAUGUGAUAAUUAGUAAGCUUUCAUCUGAUUCAAAUGAAAUUAAUUUGGAAGGUUUGCAUUUUUUAGUUAAUUCUUUCAAAAAUAAUGAAAACUUUUCUUCUGAUGAACAUCUUAAAAUUAAAAGCAUAUUGGCUGAGUUGGUUACUAAAAAUCCAAAGUUAUUAUCAGUUUUGACUAGCGAUCAGGAAGUAAUAAAGAAUUCUAUUCAUUUUUUUGAUGAAAAGACUUUUCUUGAACUUGUUGCUAUAAAUCUUGAAAGAUAUCAAGUUGAAAAAAACUUUUCAUUUUACUUAAAUGAGAUAAGGAUAGUUGUAACUACUUUGGUUAAUAUCAUUGGAUUUGAAAGAUUUUUUAAAAUAUUAGUAAAUUUCAUUGAUGAGUUAAACCAGGGUUUGGAUACUAUGAGUUGUAUAAAAAAACAUGUUGAUUUGUUUUUGAUUAAGAGAUAUUUGAGAUAUAAGGAGCCUAAUUACAAAUUUUUAUUCUACACGUUAGAUUACCUAGUCUGUUCUCCCCAAAAAAAUAAAAUAUUAGAAAACAACUUUAGAAAAUUGAUAUCAAUUACUAUUCCUUCAAUUUCCUAUCUCAAAUCUAUAAAAUAUUCUGAUCCAGUUGAGAACAUUUUGAAGUCUUUAUUUAGCUACAAUAAUGGAUCAUUUUUAGAAGAGUUGACUUUUUAUUAUGAUGGUUUGAAUAACGAAAAUAAUUCUUUUGAUAGGAAAAAUUUGUUAGAUAAAAAAGAAAUCAUACUUAUUGCUAAUCCUUCAUAUGUCGAAAGUUCGGAGAGCGUCUUUAAUGAAGUUUCUAAUGAAAUUGAAGUCGAAGCAGAUGAAAACCAAGAUAAUACCGAUUUCAUUUUUGAAGGUAAAAGCAUCCAUUUAAGCCCUUUAAAAAUUGGGGAUUUAAGAAAAAAUAAUGAUCCUCAAUCUCCCAAAUUUGAACUUGAUAAAAUUGAAGCCAAUUUCAGUCCACUUAAGAUUAAGGAUUUCAAAGGCGAGACUAUUUAUUUUACAGAAGGAGAAAAACAACUUCUUGAUACGACAAUGAUAAAUCCAGAAAAAAAUACUUUACAAAAUAUUGAAACCGAUACUUUGGAAGAUGAACCCUCAACAAAAGCUAAACCUCUUAGUGAGAAUAAAAAAACAGCUGAAAUCUCGUUGAAUUCUGGUGAUGUUUCUGAGAAAUCUAUUUCUACCAACACAGAGUCUCAGGGAAUAAUAAGUAUCUUCAAGAAAAGAUUAAGUCUAGACUCCGUUAAUUAUGAGGCAUCCACUUUAACAGAUGGAAAUAUAUCUACUAAAGAUCAAGGGGUAUUGGCAUCAGAAGGUACAAAAGAAAUAUCUCGUGAAAAUGAAGGUAUUGUUGAAGAUAACUCCACCAAAGCCAUUGAAAAGUUAAGAAAAAUUAUUUCCAAAAAUGACCCUACAUUUUCUAGAUCAAGAAACCAUCCUUUUGUGAUUUAUCAGGAUGUUUAUCAAAACAACCAUGAAUUAUACUCAAAUUUCAAAAAUAAUAUAAAAAAAGAAAAUCCAGGCCUUGAAAAUUUGGAUGUCACACUUUUUCAGAUGCAUUUGGCCAAAUACGAACUUUUUGUUCAAAAAAUCAAUUCUCAAUACAAUAGAGAGGACAAACAAUUUUUCAGAAGAAAACUCAAGAAGAGAUCAUUAAUCAAAUUUAAAUUCACUUUGAAAGAUAUUGAGACUAAAAUUGACAAUAUUUUAAAUUUUGAUGAGAUAAACCAUUCGGAUACGGCUAUUUUGAUAUACUUGGUUAAAAAUAUAAUUAAGGAUUCAGAUGAUAAAAACUUUAAAACUAAUAAACUGUAUGAAUCUUUGCAAAAGUGGUAUAUCAAUAAAGGGUUUGAUAUGUUGUUUGAAAAUUCUAUAAAGUUUUUUGAGCUUUACAAAAUAGUUGAUUUGAGAGAUAAAGAAAUUCCUUUUAUGAUAUUAGUAUUGUUGAACAUUUUAAUUUUAAAAUCUAAUGUCAAAGUUGAAAACAAUAGGAGAAAGGUUUUAUUUAACGAGUUUCUGCAAGUUGAAAAUUUUUGGUACUGCUUAGUUGAUAUUAUUAAUCUUAUUAAUAGUGUUAACGAUAAUGCAUUUAAGCUUGUUGAAGAAUUGAUAGACAAUUUGCUCUUAAUAGGUGAUAAAAAGAUGAUCAAGAAACUAAUGGAUCUAAAUUAUUUGUCUUUGGUUUCAAAGGAUAGAGAUGAUCUUAAAAAUCACAACGGUUUAAUAUUGAUUCUUGAAACAAUUUGCAAACUUUUAAAAAUUCUUGUAUAUGAAUAUGAUAUUAUUCAAGGCAAUGAAGUUGGAUAUAUUAAUGAGGUAAUAUUCAGAAUUCACAGCAAAAUCAAACCUCUUCUUGAUAGUCAAAGUGUUGAGCUAAGAAGAUUGGCUAUAGUGGUAUUUGCUUUAUUUAAAAUAUUUAAAAAUCAAUUACUAGAAAAAAAAUUAUUGAAUAGUUGUGGGAUUGUUAACAGUGCAUUCCAAAAUUUAUCUCCAAACAAAUUGAAAUUGAUUGAUUUUUACAGUAAAAAAAACAUUAGUCAUUGCAUUGCUAAAAAUAUUAGUUGA
Molecule: messenger RNA, 5934 nt
Organism: Ascoidea rubescens DSM 1968
Lineage: Eukaryota; Fungi; Ascomycota; Saccharomycetes; Ascoideales; Ascoideaceae
Gene: STU1
Product: Stu1p
Exons: 1
Coding region: 1-5934 (1977 amino acids)
Biological process (GO): mitotic spindle assembly; astral microtubule depolymerization
Cellular component (GO): microtubule organizing center; mitotic spindle midzone; spindle microtubule
Molecular function (GO): microtubule binding
Source: RefSeq, a predicted model, not a curated record